Exophiala bonariae is the source of this 888-nucleotide messenger RNA. RefSeq lists its product as uncharacterized. The record is from RefSeq and is a predicted model, not a curated record. The coding region runs from base 1 to 888 and encodes 295 amino acids. The transcript is spliced from 5 exons. Lineage: Eukaryota; Fungi; Ascomycota; Eurotiomycetes; Chaetothyriales; Herpotrichiellaceae. Gene Ontology annotation, molecular function: acetylpyruvate hydrolase activity.
AUGAACGCAUUCAAGUAUCUCUUAAGGUUUGAAGACGAGAACGGCAACAUUCACUAUGGUGAAGCAGGUGGCCCAGGCUCAGAAGGUGAUUUCUUACAACAAAAGCUCAAAACAUACUCAGGGAAAACCCCUUGGGAUCCGGAUUUCCAACUCUCCGACAAGACGGCCACUAUUGCGAAGAUAUUGAGCCCCUUGGCCACCACGCCCAUAAUCCACGGCGUAGGUCUAAAUUACAAGGCGCAUGCCGAGGAAGGCAAUCUAAAAUUACCACCUUUUCCGAUCCUCUUCGUCAAGUAUCCAGAUGCCCUCGCAAAUCCGUACGAUGACAUUCCGGUUCACAAGGAGGCAUGGCAACUGGACUAUGAGGCCGAAUUAUGUGUAAUCAUUGGCAAAGAGUGCAAAGACAUCCCUGCAUCGAAAGACCCACUAGACUACGUCCUCGGUUAUUCAAUCGGUAACGAUAUCUCGUCGAGAUACUGGCAGGACAAGACGCGCUCGAGCGGCCAGCACGGCUAUGGAAAAUCCAUGGACAAAUUUGCGCCGAUCGGGCCUGUGAUCGUCUCGAGACAUGUAAUGACGGACUCUUCAUCCCUUAAGAUAUUGACGCAUGUGAAUGGAGCAGUUAGACAAGAUUCUACGACGGCGAGUAUGAUAUUUGAUGUCCCAGCACUAAUAAGGCACCUGAGUCGGGGUAUCACUUUGAGGCCCGGCACGAUCAUCAUGACAGGGACGCCGGACGGUGUGGCAGCAUUUAUGAAACCAUCUCCAUGGUUGAAGGAUGGUGAUGUGGUAGAGAUCGAGAUCUCUGGCAUUGGAAAGAUCAGGAACAGAAUGUCAUUCGAAGAUGAGAAUAGUCAACCACCUGAUGAUCGUCCCCCUGGGUUCUAA